UAUCAUUUGCACUGUCUUUCUCUCACCAAAUUCAACAAACUUUUCUUAGUAAUGUCAACCUCCAAAACCUUGGAUAAACCCUACAAAGGAUAUGAGGCUGGUGGCAUGGUUCAAGCAGGUUUUGCACUAAUCCAGCGCAACACAUCCCCAUCUCAACCUGGUGAGAGGAGAGGCCGGAGAAAGCAGGCGGAGCCGGGGAGAUUUCUCGGGGUGAGGCGGCGGCCGUGGGGCCGAUAUGCUGCUGAAAUCAGAGACCCUACAACAAAAGAGAGGCACUGGCUUGGCACAUUUGACACUGCUCAGGAAGCAGCUCUUGCUUAUGACGGGGCUGCCCUGUCCAUGAAAGGCACCCAAGCAAGAACAAACUUUAUAUACUCUGACAACACUGCCUUCCACUCUCUUCUCACUCCAUUUGAUCAUGUUCAAGCCUUGUUACCUUCAUCACAGUUCCUCACUGCUACAACUCAGACAAAAGAACCCACCAAUCAGAAUACUCCAUUUAAGCCUAACACAUUGUGUGCAGAAACUUCAUAUGGGACAGCAGAUGACCAUGACAAUAGUUUCUUCCUCUCUGAUGAUUAUAACUCAGGCUACUUGGGAUGCAUUGUGCCUGAUAACUGCUUGAGACCUCCUCCUAAUCCCACUACUGCUACAAAAUCCAGAUGCAGCAGCAGCUUCAGUGAUUCAGAUGAUCAUCAUCCAAAUCACUCUUCCUCCAUGAACACAGCAAUAUCCAUGGAAAUUCAAUCACAUUGUGACAGCAAUACUCUCCCUUUCGACGCUGCAAAUGUGCCGGCAACACCGUCGACUUACCCCGGAGAUUUUCCUUGCUUGGAUGAACUCAACAACCAUGGAUUUUGGGAUAUUGAUCAGCAGCAGCCAUGGGGGUCGGAUUCCGGCGAACUCUCAGCAAUGAUCAACAACCCGUUGAUGGUGGAAGAUGGGUGCAUGGGAGCUUUGUAUCCAAUUAUUGAGAAUCCUAGCUACGGGAUAAUGCCUCAGGCCACUUCUUCAACCCCUUGCUUUCCAUCAGUUUCUCCUUAUUACGGUGAUGUAGUUCAUGACAUGGGAUCUUCAAUUUUUUGAGUGU
Molecule: messenger RNA, 1090 nt
Organism: Corylus avellana
Lineage: Eukaryota; Viridiplantae; Streptophyta; Magnoliopsida; Fagales; Betulaceae
Gene: PUCHI
Product: Integrase-type DNA-binding superfamily protein
Biological process (GO): regulation of DNA-templated transcription
Molecular function (GO): DNA binding; DNA-binding transcription factor activity
Source: RefSeq, a predicted model, not a curated record